AUGGAUAUUCAGGAACCCUCCAAGUUGUUGGAUGAGGAACUGUACUCACGGCAGCUGUAUGUACUGGGCUCAGCAGCAAUGGGGAGGAUUCAGGAAGCCAAGGUUCUGCUGUCAGGCCUUCAGGGCCUGGGUGCUGAGGUGGCCAAGAACCUGGUGCUGAUGGGUGUGGGCAGCCUCACUCUGCAUGAUCCCCACCCUGCUUGCUGGUCGGACCUGUCUGCUCAGUUCUUCCUUUCAGAGCAGGACUUGGGGAGGAGCAGGGCUGAGGCCUCUCAAGAGCUGGUGGCUCAGCUCAAUGGAGCUGUUCAGGUCAAUGUCCAUACAGGCUCCAUCACCGAGGAUUUGCUGCAGGAAUACCAGGUGGUGGUGCUGACUAACUCAGAGCUGGAGGAACAGUUAAGAGUGGGUAGUUUCUGCCACCAGCACGGGGUCUGCUUUGUGAUGGCGAACACCCAAGGCCUUGUGGGGCAGUUGUUCUGUGACUUUGGCAAUGACUUCACUGUGCAGGACCCCACAGAGGCAGAACCCCUGAGGGCCACCAUCCAGCAUAUCUCCCAGGGCUCUCCUGGUGUUGUCACUCUGAGAGACGCUGAUGUCCACAAUUUUCAAGAUGGGGACUUGGUGACUUUCUCAGGCAUUAAGGGCAUGGUUGAACUCAAUGGCUGUACUCAGUCCAUCUGUAUACAGGAAGACAGGACCUUGGAGAUUGGAGACACAACAACUUUUUCCCAAUACCUUUGUGGUGGGACUGUCACUGAAGUCAAGAAACCCAAGAUUGUGAGCCAUGAAUCCCUGGCUACAGCCUUGCUGCAUCCUCGUGUGGUCCAGAGUUCCCAGGAAGUCCACCGUGCCCACUGCCUACAUCAGGCCUUCCGUGCACUGCACCAGUUCCAGUCUGGUCAUGGCUACCUGCCAAAGCCCUGGCAUCCUGGUGAUGCAGAGGCUGUGGUGCGCCUUGCCCGGGAACUGGGACCACUGCAGGGGACACAGGAAGAACCGCUGGAUGAGGAUCUGGUUCGGGCAGUUGCUCUGUGUAGUGCUGGUGACCUGAGCCCCAUGGCAGCCAUACUUGGUGCUGUAACUGCCCAGGAGGUGCUAAAGGCAAUCUCUGGGAAGUUCAUGCCUCUGGACCAGUGGCUGUAUUUUGAUGCCCUCGACUGCAUUCCAAAAGAUGGGAAGACCGUUCCUAGUCCCGAGGAUUGUGCUCCAAGAGGCUGCCGCUAUGAUGGGCAAAUUGCAGUAUUUGGGGCUGAUUUUCAAGAGAAGCUGAGCUGCCAGCACUACUUCCUGGUGGGUGCAGGUGCAAUUGGCUGUGAGCUGCUCAAAGGCUUUGCCCUAAUGGGCCUGGGGACCAGUGGUAGAGGGUGCAUUACUGUUGCCGACAUGGACCACAUAGAACGCUCCAACCUCAGCCGUCAGUUCCUCUUCAGACCCUGGGACAUUGGUAGGUCCAAGGCCAAAGUGGCUGCAGAGGCUGCCAGUCGUCUGAACCGAGGCUUGCAGGUAACCCCACUCACCCACACUUUGGACAGCACCACGGAGAACAUCUAUGGGGACAGCUUCUUCUCCCAUGUGGAUGGUGUGGCCGCUGCCCUAGACAGUUUCCAAGCCAGACGCUAUGUGGCUGCUCGUUGUACCCACUAUCUGAAGCCAUUGCUAGAGGCAGGCACCCUGGGCACCCAGGGCAGCGCAUCAGUGUUCAUUCCGAACGUGACUGAAGUCUACAAAGCUCCUGCCUCAGCUGCAGUUUCCAAGGAUGACGCCAACCCUGUCUGUACUGUGCGGUUCUUCCCCAGCACAGUUGAGCACACUCUAGAAUGGGCCCGGAAUCAGUUUGAGGGGCUCUUCCGACUGUCUGUUGAGACCAUUAAACAAGCAUCCACUUCCCUGACAGACAUGGAUGGGUCACAAGUGCUGACUCUACUACAACCAGUUCUGGGUGUCCUGAGGGAGCGCCCGCAGACCUGGCAAGAUUGUGUGGUGUGGGCACGUGGCCACUGGCAGCUAUGCUUCCAUGACAGCAUCAUGCAGCUCUUGAGAUACUUCCCACCUGAAAAGGUGCUUGAGGAUGGAACUCCCUUCUGGUCCAGUCCCAAACAGUGUCCCCAGCCCCUGGAAUUUGAUGCCAAUCAAGACAUGCACCUCUUCUAUGUGCUGGCAGCUGCCAACCUGUAUGCCCAGAUGCAUGGGCUGUCUGGCUCAAGGGAUCAGACUGCACUCAGGGAACUGCUGAAGUCACUGCCACUACCUGGUCCCCAGCACCUGGCCCCUGUCUCCUCAAGUGACCUGGAGCUAGCUCAGGCUUCCACCAAGUUUGACCCUGAGCAGUUGGAAGAACUUCAAAAAAUCUUGGAAGUCUGGAACAAAGGACCUCUGGAGCCCCUGCUGUUUGAGAAGGAUGACGACAGCAACUUCCAUAUGGACUUUGUGGCAGCAGCAGCUAGCCUUCGUGCUCAGAAUUAUGAAAUCCAACCAGUCAGCCGUGCCCAGAGCAAGCAGAUUGUGGGACAGAUUAUCCCAGCCAUUGCCACCACCACAGCAGCUGUGGCAGGCCUGAUGGGCCUGGAGCUGUAUAAGGUAGUGAGCGGGCAGACAUCCCUUGGUGCCUAUCGCCACAGCUAUCUGCACCUGGCUGAAAACCGCCUGAACCGUUGGGUACCUUAUGCCCCAGCCUUCCAGAUGUUCCAUCACCUGACAUGGACCUGUUGGGACCGCCUGAAGGUGCCUGCUGGGAAGCCUGAGAGGACUCUGGCAUCGCUGCUGGCCCAUCUCCAGGAGAAACAUGGACUGCAGGUGAGGAUGCUCCUGUAUGGCCGAGCUAUGCUGUACUCAGUGAGGUGGUCCCCUGACAAGCAGGCCCAGCAUUUGUCUCUCAAGGUAACGGAGCUGGUGCAUCGAGUGACAGGCCAAGUGCCUGAACCAACACAGCAGGUGCUGGUACUGGAGCUGAGCUGUGAAGGUGAAGAGGAAGAUACUGCUUUCCCACCACUGCACUAUGAACUGCGUCAAGGCAGCAGCCCUUCUGACUCUACCAAGCCCAUACCUGCAUGCUGA
Molecule: messenger RNA, 3054 nt
Organism: Chrysochloris asiatica (Cape golden mole)
Lineage: Eukaryota; Metazoa; Chordata; Mammalia; Afrosoricida; Chrysochloridae
Gene: UBA7
Product: ubiquitin-like modifier activating enzyme 7
Exons: 24
Coding region: 1-3054 (1017 amino acids)
Biological process (GO): protein sumoylation
Cellular component (GO): SUMO activating enzyme complex; cytoplasm
Molecular function (GO): SUMO activating enzyme activity
Source: RefSeq, a predicted model, not a curated record